Molecule: messenger RNA, 888 nt
Organism: Prunus persica (peach)
Lineage: Eukaryota; Viridiplantae; Streptophyta; Magnoliopsida; Rosales; Rosaceae
Exons: 4
Coding region: 222-806 (194 amino acids)
Cellular component (GO): mitochondrion
Source: RefSeq, a predicted model, not a curated record
UGUACAUUGAUGAAAUCGUAAAGAGAUAAAAAAAUAUAGAGCGACUUGGAUUGUCUUAUAGCCUCAUGUAGUAAAGCUGCUUGUGCAUCUUCUUCUGCUUCUUGCGUGGUUCAAUUCAAUUUCAAAGGGAUUAAAUUCCAAGACAUUUCUUCUCAGAACACAACCCAUUAAAUUAAAGCAUGUUUGAUUAGAAUUAGAUAGAAAGUUUUGGUUGGAAAACAAUGGCAACAGCUGUGCUAGUCCCCUGUCUUAACUCUGCUUCCUUCUUCAACAACAAUGGACAAUCAAGAAAUCGCUGCUGUGCAUCAAUUCAGCCAUCCAAGGCCAGCUCUUACUCCAAACGUUUCAGAGUCAGAGCCCUGAAAGAGAAAACAGAGGAGGAAAUCAAAAACCCAUCUUCUGCUGAUUCAGCUGAAGAAAUUACUAAGAAGUAUGGCCUCGAAGCUGGUCUCUGGAAGAUAUUCAGCUCAAAAGAAGAAGGAAAGGGAGGUGUGGAAAAUAAGUCCAAGGGAGAUGAUGCCAAGCAACUGCUAGCCAAGUAUGGAGGGGCAUACUUGGCCACCUCUAUCAUUCUCUCCAUAAUCUCAUUUUCGUUAUGUUAUGCACUCGUCAGCGCCGGGAUUGAUGUCCAAGCUUUGCUGCAGAAGGUGGGAAUCUCCGGGGGUGAGACCGGAGAGAAAGUUGGGACAUUCGCUUUGGCAUAUGCUGCACACAAGGCUGCAUCUCCAAUUAGGUUUCCUCCAACAGUGGCUCUCACUCCCAUUGUAGCCAGAUGGAUUGGAAAGAAAGUCGAAAAGGAGAAGUAACUUCUUCGGUUACUUAAUCCAUAAACAGGAGUUUUGCUCGUAAAGUUAUGGUUUAUUCCCUUGUUUGUAAAAUCAGCUGUAU